Messenger RNA from Malus domestica (apple), 972 nucleotides. The record is from RefSeq and is a predicted model, not a curated record. NCBI's taxonomy places the organism in Eukaryota, Viridiplantae, Streptophyta, Magnoliopsida, Rosales, Rosaceae.
AUGGAUUUCAGUCAGAAAUUGCUGUUCUUUCCAAGGUUCGUCAUCGACAUCUGGUUUCUCCUUUGGGUUACUCCGUUGAAGGAAAUGAAAGGCUUCUUGUCUACGAGUAUGUCUCAAGGCGCUCUUAGCAGACAUCUUUUCCAUUGGAAGAGCUUCAAUCUGAAGCCAUUAUCUUGGACAAGGAGACUCAUAAUUCUGUUGGAUGUUGCAAGAGCGAUGGAAUACCUACAUAAUUUAGCCUGCCAAACCUUCAUACACCUAAAUCUCAAAUCUUCCAAUAUUCUUCUGGGUGAUGACUUUCAUGCAGAAGUUUCAGAUUUUCGGUUGGUGAAACUUACUCCGGAUGGGGAGAAGUCUGUUGUGGCUAAGCUUGCGGGGACAUUUGGAUACCUUGCACCUGAAUAUGCCUUGGUGGGGAAAAUCACAACAAAAGCAGAUGCGUUCAGCUUUGGAGUGGUGUUAAUGGAACUUUUAACUGGAUUGAUGGCGCUUGAUGAGAACUGGCCAGAGGAAAGCAGGUACUUGGCCGAGUGGUUUUGGCAAAUAAAGUCAAGCAAGGAGAAGCUUGUGGCUGCAAUUGAUCCAACUCUUGAAGUAAAAGAAGAAACUUUUGAGAGCAUCUCGAUAAUAGCUGAACUAGCUGGUCAUUGCACAGCGAGGGAGCCAAGCCAUCGGCCUGAAAUGGGACAUGCAGUGAAUGUGUUGUCCCUACUUGUCGAAAAGUGGAAACCAGUUGAAGACGAAUCCGAUUGUCUCUCAGGGAUUGAUUACAACCACCCUCUACCUCAGAUGUUAAAGGUUUGGAAAGAAUCAGAAAGCCAAGGAGUCAGGUAUAUAGCCUUGAGGACAGCAAGGGCAGUAUUCCUGCAAGGCCUAACGGAUUUGCGGAGUCCUUCACUUCCGCAGAUGGGCGAUGAGAAAUUGGUAAGUCCACAGAAUCUAUUGGCUCUUGCAGCACUAGUCUCUAUGUAG